GUUUACGACAGUCUGUGAGCCGCUGUUCAUUUACGGCAGGUAGUGCAGGCACGUGUGUUUCCAGAGUCAGCGGCGUGCUCGCUGAUAGUCCAGACAACCAUAUUUAAAGUUUCUGUAUCAUGUCAUUCCGCGGGGGUGGUGGUCGAGGAGGGGGUCGUGGCGGUGGUUUUAACAGAGGUGGUGGUCGUGGAGGAGGGUUUGGAGGGGGUCGAGGUGGCAGAGGUGGAUUUUUCAGAAAUCAAGACUUUGGUCCACCUGAAUAUGUUGUCGUUUUAGGAGAGUUCAUGCACCCCUGUGAAGAUGAUAUUGUCUGUAAAUGUGUGACUAGCGAGAAUAAAGUCCCCUACUUCAAUGCUCCUGUAUAUCUGGAAAACAAGGAGCAAAUUGGAAAAGUCGACGAGAUCUUUGGACAGCUUCGUGAUUUUUAUUUUUCAGUCAAACUUUCUGAAAAUAUGAAGGCAUCUUCCUUCAAGAAGUUACAGAAAUUCUACAUAGACCCUAUGAAGCUGUUGCCCCUUCAGAGAUUUCUCCCUAGGCCUCCAGGUGAGAAGGGACCACCCCGUGGAGGAAGAGGAGGAGGAGGAGGAAGAGGUGGGAGAGGAGGUGGCUUCCGUGGGGGCCGUGGAGGAUUCGGUGGACGUGGGGGAGGAUUCGGUGGAGGAGGAUUCGGUGGGGGAGGAUUCAGAGGAGGCAGAGGUGGAGGUGGAGGCAGAGGCGGAGGCAGAGGCGGAGGACGUGGAUUCAGAGGUGGAAGAUGAUGAAGGUCUCUCAGUACGGGAUGUGUCCUUUUAUCUGCUGGGGAGACUUCCAGGGAGAAGCCAGAAGCAACAUUUGGGGCCUAACAGAGUCUUUAGACUGUUGACUGCUGCCUCUUUUGUACAGCUGAACUUUUUACUUUGUUUUGUACCAUAUAUGUAUUUUUCUGCAGUAGAUAUUUUGUUUUGGUACACUGAUAUUGCUGUUGUUUUAAGUUACUACAUCCUUUUGUACAAAAAGGGCAAGUGUCUCCCCGACCUUGACGUUGGUUUGUAUCCAUCGACAGUUGGACCCGUAUGGAUUUGAACAACAUCAAGGUUUUGUAGUGUGAAAUGUUUAAGCCAACUCCACAUACAGUAAUAAUAAUAAUAAUAGUGCAAAACAUUUCAUUGUUGGAUUAUAAUGGAUAUCUGCAUAUAGAGAAUUGCAAUCUGUUUCUUUUGAACUCCAGGUGACACCUUGGACUUGCAUAAUAAAUUGGAUGGCAUAUUUACCCUA
Messenger RNA from Puntigrus tetrazona (Sumatra barb), 1254 nucleotides. RefSeq names its product GAR1 homolog, ribonucleoprotein (gene gar1). Lineage: Eukaryota; Metazoa; Chordata; Actinopteri; Cypriniformes; Cyprinidae. Gene Ontology annotation, molecular function: box H/ACA snoRNA binding. The record is from RefSeq and is a predicted model, not a curated record. The transcript has 7 exons. Gene Ontology annotation, biological process: snoRNA guided rRNA pseudouridine synthesis; ribosome biogenesis. Gene Ontology annotation, cellular component: box H/ACA snoRNP complex. The coding region runs from base 120 to 758 and encodes 212 amino acids.